Molecule: messenger RNA, 675 nt
Organism: Onychostruthus taczanowskii (white-rumped snowfinch)
Lineage: Eukaryota; Metazoa; Chordata; Aves; Passeriformes; Passeridae
Product: claudin-16-like
Exons: 5
Coding region: 1-675 (224 amino acids)
Biological process (GO): bicellular tight junction assembly; cell adhesion
Cellular component (GO): plasma membrane; bicellular tight junction
Molecular function (GO): structural molecule activity
Source: RefSeq, a predicted model, not a curated record
AUGAGUGCAGCCCUGCAGGUGACAGCAUUCGGGCUCGCUCUUCUCUCAACGCUCUUCCUACUCCUGGCCACGUGCACGGACUGCUGGAUGGUCAAUGCUGAUGACAGCUUGGAGGUAAGUCACAAAUGCCGGGGCCUUUGGAGGGAGUGUGUCACCAACAUGCAAGAUGGGGUCAGGACCUGCGACCAAUAUGACUCAAUUCUGGCUGACCACCCAGUGAAGAUUGUGGUGACACGGACCCUGAUGAUCACGGCAGAUCUCCUGGCUUGUCUGGCUUUGGCUGCUCUGGUCCUUGGGCUUGACUGCAUCACGUUCCUCAAGGAAGAUCCUUGUAUCAAACUGAAGAUGUGCUAUGGAGCUGGAGUCAUACUCUGCGCUGGGAGCAUCCUGGGGCUCAUAGGCUCCGUGUGGUAUGCAGUGGACGUCUACAUGGAGAGGGCCAUGCUGGUGUCACACAAUAUAUUCCUGGGAGUCUACUAUGACUUUGGGUGGUCGUGCUGGCUGGGGAUGGCUGGCUCCAUGGGCUGCUUUGUGGCAUCUGUCCUGCUGACCUGCUGCCUCUGUGCCUGCACAGCAGUAGCUCCCAGCAGCCGCUGUCAAGUCCAGAGGCAUCCCCAGCCCCAGGGCACCCAGCCAGCCACCAGCAAGAUGUAUGCCAUGGAUUCUCGUGUGUGA